Molecule: messenger RNA, 957 nt
Organism: Salvia splendens (bonfire salvia)
Lineage: Eukaryota; Viridiplantae; Streptophyta; Magnoliopsida; Lamiales; Lamiaceae
Exons: 5
Coding region: 91-657 (188 amino acids)
Biological process (GO): box C/D snoRNP assembly
Molecular function (GO): box C/D methylation guide snoRNP complex binding
Source: RefSeq, a predicted model, not a curated record
CCCAAAUAAUAUCUACCCACUUUCUCGCUCGCUCGCUCGCCUCUCUUCAUCGCCUACUCUCCCUCUCUUUCUCUCCUCUGCACAGUUUCAAUGGCGGAACACAGUAGUAAAGACCUCUUGGAGCUGGAGGCCAAGCGAGGCGGCGUCUCUUCCACCUCAAACUUAGAAUCACUCUUUGUAUGCAAGAAAGAUCCCACCUUUACUCCUUCUGAUGCUUCUCGUCAGAAGCCCACCAUGGCUCCUCUGCCCAAGAGCCAAUUUCUGGGAAAGGUGAAAGACUUCUUAGGAGUUUUAUCAGAAUCGAACAAGAAACUGAUGGAGGAUGCAAAGGAACGCCCCGAAAACUAUGACAUUGAAGUGAUCAGCGGAGACGAGUCUAAAUACAUCGAGAUGGAUCUGAUGUUGGGUAUUGCUGAUCUUCACACCCCGGAGGCAGUUGCUGCAGCCGAGUCUGCAAUGGCCGGUUAUCAGCCACCAGCUCGUCUGGAGGAGAGCAGCAGUGGAUCAGAAGACGAAGAUAGCAGUGAUGACGAAGAAGACAGGAAUCACAAAUCAGAUUCUGAAGCCGGCUCAGAAUCUGCGAAGCUCAGGUUGAAGGCAGGAGAUUCUUCAUGUCGAGAAUCGAAGAAACGGAAGGCCAAAAUCAUCGAGCUUUAGGAUUCACAUUGGCGAAAUUUGCACAAAAGUCUCAAGAAUUGACAUUGUUUCAGCUAUGGUUUUUGGUGAUGCUGAGUAUUAAGCAUUUGGUUUGAUCAUUUAUGCUUUAAUUUUGAGUCAUAAUAUUUCUUAUAUAUAUAGUAUCUAGGAUUAUCGACGAACUUCUUCAUUUGUCCGACUCUACGGUGUUGUAGCUCCGCCCCAACUAAGUAGAUGAUAUCUAUGUUGAAGUUAUAUGACAUAAAAAUGAUCUAAAUUUUGUAUUCUUAUCAUGUUUUAUUUAUUUAUCUUCUCUGCUAA